Messenger RNA from Lontra canadensis (Northern American river otter), 1707 nucleotides. RefSeq names its product ripply transcriptional repressor 1 (gene RIPPLY1). Gene Ontology annotation, cellular component: nucleus. The coding region runs from base 709 to 1170 and encodes 153 amino acids. The record is from RefSeq and is a predicted model, not a curated record. The transcript is spliced from 2 exons. NCBI's taxonomy places the organism in Eukaryota, Metazoa, Chordata, Mammalia, Carnivora, Mustelidae. Gene Ontology annotation, biological process: embryonic pattern specification; negative regulation of transcription by RNA polymerase II.
GAGACUUGGAAUCUGACCUCCAAGCCCUGAAAUGCUGCCUGCACUCCUUUACUAGACCACGUACUGCUGAGGCCGCGAGAGGAGAUUUGGGCACUUUUGCAAAGGAACCAACACAGAAAACAAAGGGCAUGGAAGGAAGGCUCCAGGGUGACCCCACGGGCAGCUGGAUCUGCUCCACCCACAACCUCCUAUUUUCCUGACCCUGGUGGCAUGCUUAAUGGCAGUCACCCUCUGUCGGGUCCACUGGGCACAUCUCUUGUGGGUUUUGAGCCGAAAUAACGUGUGAGUCCGUGGCUUGCCUUAGCUGGGUCAGCUGUCCCUUUUUGCUGGGAACUGGCUUUGCCAAAGGCCUGUCUCACCAGCCCUCUGUGCCUGACAGCUUUCUGUGGUUUGGGGUGCUAAUGAGCUUCCCUCCUUUCCCCCCUCCAGCCUUGUUACUGCCUGGGGAAUUUGCACAAAUGGUGUGUGAUUUGCCCCUUCUGUGUUUUCUUUUCUGACUUGGAGGUAAAGAAAACCCCUCACCCCCCACAGACACUCUGUUUAUUCAACUGGGAGGGUUUUCACACCCAGAGACCCAGCUCCCCCUCCCUGAGCUCCCUAUUCUAAAUCUUUAUCCCUCCUCCCAGGUCCCCCAGCCCUGCUCUGCCCUGAAUAAUUUAUGAGUCCAGACAGGCCUUAUAAAAGGGUCUCCCAGGAAAGGCCAAAAGAAUGCAGGAGGUUCUGAGAAAUGAGAGCCCCUACGGCCUGCCUGGCCUCGACCGCCUAAGGAUGGACCCUUCUGUUCCCGCUGCUGCUGCCCCUGUCCCAGCCCCAGUCCUAGUUCCAGCCCCUGUGCAGCACCCCCAGGCACUCCCUGGCCUAUUAAGUCCAUCGGCCCUUGUUUCCUCUGGACAGCAAGUAGGUGGCAGAGAAAGGCUCUUCUGGCCUAAAUCCCGCUCCUUUGACUACCUGUACCGUGAUGGGGAGAUUUUACUGCAGAACUUCCCUGUCCAGGCAACCAUCAACCUAUAUGAGGACUCAGACAGCGAAGAGGAGGAGGAAGAAGAAGAAAAGGACAAGGAAGAGGAGACCGAGGAAAGGGGGCCAGAAGAGUGUGUGAGGGUACCAAGGUCAGCACCACACACGGCCACAGUUCAUCUUCCUUCCCCUCUCCUGACAUGCCCAAACUGAACUGGUCAGAGUCUGAUUGGGGUUCAGUAUGACUGGCAAGGCUCUAGAACAUCAGUGAGGCAGGAAUCUCCAGAUAUAGCUUUCUGGAUUAUAAAUUGGGCCCUGGAGCGCCCAGCUCACCGUGGCUGUAUUCAAUUGGCCUGUGAGCCCAGGCCUCUGGGAUCUCAUUGUCUGUGUUGCUGUGGUGUUGACAAUGAGAGGGUCCAAGGAGCUCUAGGGGAAGACCUGCUUUCUGAAGCACCUCGGAAGCAGAUCAAGACAGCACCUGCCUAUGCAGAGAGAACCAGUUACUCUUUAGGGGGUCUUUGACUCCCCAGCAUUCCAGCUGGCCCCAGAGUCCUGCCUCCCUUCAGAAAGCCUGACUUCUGGCUUCCCCUGCAGAGACACCAAUAUCAGAUCCAAGCAAAGUGGGGGCACCUCUUUGAGGCGCCUUGCAGGACAGGAAAGGGGCAUCUAGGAAAUCAGCUUGCUUUGGAGAACCUCCAUAUAUUUUGCAUGCUAUCCACUGAGGUCUGUAUGUUGGUGUGAAAUAAAUCA